Molecule: messenger RNA, 1243 nt
Organism: Mytilus trossulus (common blue mussel)
Lineage: Eukaryota; Metazoa; Mollusca; Bivalvia; Mytilida; Mytilidae
Exons: 6
Coding region: 472-1191 (239 amino acids)
Source: RefSeq, a predicted model, not a curated record
AUUUUCAUCAGUAUUAUAUAUAUUUACUAGACCGUAACAAAACGUUGGAAAGAUAAAAGAAAUAUAAGCGUUUUCUUCUGCUUAAGGGGACAUUCCUCAACUGCUGAUAGUAGGGGGAGGGAUAAUUUAUAUACCAAAAAAAAAUGACAAAAAUACCUGGUUGAUAGUUUUUUACGUUUCAUCUACACAUCCCAAAUAAGACAUGCAUGUACAAGCAUCACCAGAGGCAGACUUGGACACACAUGGAUCAAACAAAUGUUAUGAACUGGAAAGCAAAGACAAGUGCUCUAAUAUAGUGACAUCUGAAAAAGAGGAAGCUAUCUACACAGCAGUGGCUCUACCUAUGGAACCUCAAAAAUACAAUGCAUAUAUCCAAACAGUACAAGUGAAAAUGGAAAUGAAAUAAAAGUUAAAGCCAAAAUAAGAAGACAUCACUCCUUGGCGUAUUAAUUAAUCAAACUAAGAAUUAACAUGAAUUUACCAUUAGUAACAAUUGUACUAGCAACUGUUGUUGUAGUUGUCAAAAAUCAUGCAUGUAAAGACUAUGACUUGUCAGCAUCAGACCAGUCUCUGAUAGAUAUGAUGAAACAUUAUCUCCAUACGUCAAGGAAAGAAGAAAGUUCACAUCAGGCAACCAAACCUGCUAAUACAGGAGUGACGUACGUGCAUUGGGGUAAGAAAAGUUGUCCAAAAGGAGCGGAUUUAGUGUAUACAGGACAGGUUGGUGGUACUGAUUAUACCAGUAAAGGAGGUGGUGUGAACUAUUUGUGUCUCCCUGUUGACCCAGAGAAUGGACUGCAUCAAUCAUAUGGCAAUUCUCAAGUAUACGGUAGUGAAUAUGAACUUGGUUCAUCAUACAAGCCAUCCGGAUGGUCUGAAAGUAUGAACAACAAGGAAGUACCUUGUGCUGUAUGUUACAAAAAACACAGAUCAACGGUCCUGAUGAUACCAGGUCGAAAGACUUGUUAUAAAGGAUGGUCCUCAGAAUAUCAAGGUUAUCUGUUGAGUAGCAACGCAGGUCAUUUUAAAAAAGACUUCGCUUGCGUUGAUAGAAAUGCAGAACCGUUGGAUAAUAAAAAUGGAGAUGAAAACGGAGUUUUGUUUUAUGCUCUCCGGACCAAAUGUGGCAGUUUGAGAUGUCCCCCGUAUUCAAAUGAAGCAGACUUACUUUGUGUUGUUUGUACAAAGUAGCAUUUGACAAAAAUUAACAUAUUAUUACAAAUAAAUUUAUUUUUAUUUGAAU